Manihot esculenta (cassava) is the source of this 1798-nucleotide messenger RNA. Its product is annotated as glutamate decarboxylase. Gene Ontology annotation, cellular component: cytosol. Gene Ontology annotation, biological process: L-glutamate catabolic process. Gene Ontology annotation, molecular function: glutamate decarboxylase activity; pyridoxal phosphate binding. The transcript is spliced from 7 exons. NCBI's taxonomy places the organism in Eukaryota, Viridiplantae, Streptophyta, Magnoliopsida, Malpighiales, Euphorbiaceae. Bases 45 to 1520 code for a protein of 491 amino acids. The record is from RefSeq and is a predicted model, not a curated record.
CCCCACCCUCCCUCUCUCUUCCACACACACACUCACACACAACAAUGGCUCUCACUGAGACUGCAUUAAACACAGAUCUCUCUGUUCAUUCAACCUUCGCCUCUCGAUAUGUUCGAGCUUCACUUCCCAGGUUCAGGAUCCCGGAGAAUUCUAUCCCUAAGGAGGCAGCUUUCCAGAUCAUAACAGAUGAACUGAUGUUGGAUGGGAACCCUAGGCUUAAUCUUGCAUCCUUUGUGACCACAUGGAUGGAACCUGAGUGCGAUAAGCUUAUCAUGGAUUCUAUCAACAAGAACUACGUUGACAUGGAUGAGUAUCCUGUCACCACCGAGUUGCAGAAUCGAUGUGUUAAUAUGAUAGCCCAUCUCUUCAAUGCACCUCUUGGAGAAUCAGAGGCUGCAGUUGGAGUUGGGACUGUGGGAUCCUCAGAGGCUAUAAUGCUGGCUGGGUUAGCAUUCAAGAGAAAGUGGCAGAACAGGAGAAAGGCUGAGGGAAAACCCUACGAUAAGCCUAACAUUGUCACUGGAGCCAAUGUUCAGGUCUGCUGGGAGAAAUUUGCGAGGUACUUCGAGGUGGAGCUGAAAGAAGUGAGGCUAAGGGAGGACUACUAUGUGAUGGACCCUGACAAGGCAGUGGAGAUGGUGGAUGAAAACACUAUCUGUAUUGCUGCUAUUCUUGGCUCCACUCUCAAUGGAGAAUUUGAAGAUGUGAAGCGCUUGAAUGAUCUUUUGGUUGCGAAGAAUAAGGAAACUGGAUGGGAAACUCCUAUCCAUGUUGAUGCGGCAAGUGGUGGGUUCAUUGCCCCAUUUAUUUACCCAGAACUUGAAUGGGAUUUCCGAUUGCCAUUGGUGAAGAGUAUCAAUGUUAGCGGCCACAAAUAUGGACUUGUUUAUGCUGGAAUUGGUUGGGUCAUCUGGAGGAGCAAAGAGGACUUGCCUGACGAACUCAUCUUCCAUAUUAACUACCUUGGAGCCGAUCAGCCCACCUUCACCCUCAAUUUCUCCAAAGGUUCUAGUCAAGUCAUUGCUCAAUAUUAUCAGUUGAUUCGCAUGGGUUUCCAGGGAUACAAAAACGUAAUGGAGAAUUGUAGAGACAACAUGGUGGUACUUAAAGAAGCACUGGGGAAGACAGGGAUGUUCAACAUAAUUUCAAAGGACAUUGGAGUUCCAUUAGUGGCAUUUUCUUUGAAGGACAAUAGCAAACACAAUGAAUUUGAGAUUUCAGAUAUGUUAAGGAGGUACGGCUGGAUCGUUCCGGCGUAUACAAUGCCGCCGGAUGCUCAACAUGUCACCGUGCUACGAGUUGUGAUAAGGGAAGACUUCUCUCGUACUCUGGCAGAGCGUCUUGUGAAUGAUAUCCAGAAGGUUUUGCAUGAGCUUGAGUCCCUACCUUCGAAAAAGGUUUCAAUCAGUGGAGAUGGUAAAGUAGUUGUGAAGAAAACUGCUUUAGAGACUCAAAGGGAGGUCACCUCUGUUUGGAGGAAGUUUGUGAUGGAAAGGAAGAAGAUGAAUGUUGUUUGUUAAAAGAUUUCAUCAAAAUCUAAGAUCAAUUCUCUGGCCUGUUCUUCAGUACUAUGAAGACAAUUGCUGAUGGAGUUCAUGACCCUUCCUUUAACAAACUUGGAAAGAAAAUUUUGAUUUCUUUGUUUUUUUCUUUUCUCCUUUGUUCGGUUGAUGGUUUAAUGCUUAUAAUACUGUAUGUGCAUCAAGUUGAAUAAUUAUAAUGCAUUUUUUGUUUGAUGAAGAAUAUCUUUAUAAGAAGGUUUCAUAUUUUUAGCAUUCCUACUCCUGAAAUCUAGCUC